Molecule: messenger RNA, 1474 nt
Organism: Brassica napus (rape)
Lineage: Eukaryota; Viridiplantae; Streptophyta; Magnoliopsida; Brassicales; Brassicaceae
Exons: 6
Coding region: 514-1257 (247 amino acids)
Biological process (GO): regulation of DNA-templated transcription
Cellular component (GO): histone deacetylase complex
Molecular function (GO): transcription coregulator activity; protein binding
Source: RefSeq, a predicted model, not a curated record
CCGGAUUCUUAGGACGGAGUUCUUAGCUUCGGUCAAAAACCGUUUUUUAGCUUUUAACUAAGAAAAGCUAAGAACUGGCUCUUAAAUAAGAGAUAUAAAAACCGGUUUUUAGCCAAAAAGUUUGAAAAAAAAACAAAACAAAAAAUGUCAAAUCAUGAGCUAAGAACCUCGAAUUAAGAACCCGUUUAUGAGAACCCGUUGAUUAUUGGGAGUUCUUAUCGUGGGGUUCUUAUCGGAAUAUAAGAAGCUGUUUCUUAAUUUUUAACUAAAAAAGUUAAGAACUAGCUCUUACAACUCUUAUUUAAAAACCGUUUCCAUUAUAACUUUUUAGUUAAAAGUUAUGCGACGGAUUCUUAUAUUGCUAAAAACCUCGGAUAAUCAUGCGCUCUGCUCUUAACACUCUCGCUCUAAUCUUCCUCUCGCUACCUCCACUUUACCAUAGUACUCUGCUUUUUUCUCUUACUCUCUCUGGCAAUGCAUGAUCUUCUAUCGGAUUAGAGAAGAAGAAGAAGAAUGCUGAAAGCUGUGGAUAGCUCAGGAGACGUUAAUGGUGGAUUUCGUCAAGUACAGAGCUUUUGCGGAGACAGCAGUAGCGAAGAGGAGUUAUCGGUUCUGCCAGUUCAUACGAAAGUGGUGGUGACCGGAAACAACCGUACGAAAUCGGUGCUUGUUGGUCUUCAAGGUGUUGUUAAAAAAGCUGUCGGCCUCGGUGGUUGGCAUUGGCUGGUGUUGACAAAUGGAAUAGAAGUAAAGUUGCAGAGGAAUGCGCUUAGUGUCCUUGAAGCUCCUACUGGUAACGAAGAUGACGAUGAUCUUGAUUUCGAACACACACACAUGAAUGGUUCUGAUAUGAUUGUUUCUUUCCCAGCAUCUGAAGACACACUGAAGCCUCAUAAGGUGAAGCAAAGAGGUCAGAGAUCAUCUCGGUCAUCUCACAAGUCCCUGAGCAGGUCUCUGUCAUCUGACUCCCAAUCUAAAAGCUCAUGUUUUACUCCCCCUCAAAACAUGAAAGUUGAUCUUAGCAAACUAGAAAUGCCUGCUUUGCUGAAAUACUGGCGACAUUUCAACCUCGUGGAUGCGAUUCCUAAUCCAUCAAAAGAGCAACUAGUUGACAUUGUUCAGAGACACUUUAUUUCUCAGCAAAUGGACGAGCUGCAAGUUAUUGUGGGGUUUGUCCAAGCUGCAAAGAGAAUGAAGAAAGCGAGCAAGUUCCAGUCAAAAGAAGCCAAAAACACUGAUCUUAACUGCAUCAGCUAAAAAGAAAAGCCAUUACUUUAUAACAGGUCCUGUAAUUACAGUAGUGCCGACUUGUUUAACCAUUUGUGGCUUGCUGCUAGUUUUAGUUCUUUAUGGAGAUGUUUGGCUAAGGAGUAGAAUGUUGUUUUCUUCUUGCUUCUGUUGUUUAGCCAUGUAACCACUGACUCUUUUCAAUUGAAACUUUUUUUCAAUUGAAACUAUAUGUUCUGAUCCACCA